Messenger RNA from Dovyalis caffra, 2877 nucleotides. NCBI's taxonomy places the organism in Eukaryota, Viridiplantae, Streptophyta, Magnoliopsida, Malpighiales, Salicaceae. The record is from the annotation of a GenBank genome assembly.
AUGGGGAAGAGUGUUUUACUGUUAUGUGGUGAUUACAUGGAAGAUUCUGAGGCAAUGGUUCCAUUUCAAGCUUUGCAGGCUUAUGGGAUUGCUGUUGAUGCUGCUUGUCCUGGCAAGAAAGCUGGUGAUGUUUGCCGCACUGCAAUUCAUGACUCUGCUGGUUAUCAGACUUAUAUCGAAUCACGUGGUCACAAUUUUAGUCUCACUGCAACAUUCGAUGAAAUUGAUUUUGGCAAAUAUGAUGGGCUGGUGAUACCAGGAGGACGGGCUCCAGAAUAUCUUGCCGUGAAUGAAUCUGUGUUAGAUUGUGUGAGAAAAUUUUCCAACUCAGGAAAGCCAAUUGCCUCUAUUUGCCAUGGACAAUUGAUCUUGGCGGCUGCAGGUUCAGUAAAAGGUCGGAAAUGCACUGCAUACCCUCCUGUGAAACCUACGCUCAUUGAUGCUGGCGCUCAUUGGGUUGAACCUGAAACUAUGAAAGCUUGCGUUGCUGAUGGCAAUAUCAUCACUGGAGCUACAUAUGAGGGACAUCCUGAGUUCAUCCAGUUAUUUGUGAAGGCACUAGGAGGCAAGAUAACUGGUUCAGAUAAAAAGAUUUUGUUUCUCUGUGGGGAUUUCAUGGAAGAUUAUGAGGUAACUGUUCCUUUUCAGGCCCUUGAAGCCCUUGGGUGCCGCGUUGAUGCAGUUUGCCCCAAGAAGAAGGCUGGGGACACCUGCCCAACUGCAGUCCAUGAUUUUGAAGGUGACCAAACUUACAGUGAGAAGCCUGGUCAUAAUUUCACUCUUACAGCCAGCUAUGAAGGUUUGGAUGCCUCAAGUUAUGAUGCUCUUGUUGUUCCUGGAGGCCGCUCACCAGAAUAUUUGGCACUGGAUGAAACAGUGACUGCCUUGGUGAAAGAAUUCAUGCACUCUAAGAAGCCUGUGGCGUCUAUCUGCCAUGGGCAGCAGAUCUUAGCCGCUGCUGGAGUUCUUAAGGGAAGAAAAUGCACUGCAUACCCCGCGGUCAAGCUGAAUGUUGUCUUGGGAGGGGGAACAUGGCUAGAACCUGAUCCAAUUAGUCGUUGCUACACUGAUGAAAACUUGGUUACAGGAGCUGCUUGGCCAGGGCACCCCGAGUUCAUCUCUCAGUUGAUGGCCUUUCUCGCCUCAAGAAUGGGAAAGAGUGUUUUACAGCUAUGUGGUGAUUACAUGGAAGAUUCUGAGGCAAUGGUUCCAUUUCAAGCUUUGCAGGCUUAUGGGAUUGCUGUUGAUGCUGCUUGUCCUGGCAAGAAAGCUGGUGAUGUUUGCCGCACUGCAAUUCAUGACUCUGCUGGUUAUCAGACUUAUACCGAGUCACAUGGUCACAAUUUUAGUCUCAAUGCAACGUUCGAUGAAAUUGAUUUUGGCAAAUAUGAUGGGCUGUCGAUACCUGGAGGACGGUCUCCGGAAUAUCUUGCCAUGAAUGAAUCUGUGUUAGAUUGUGUGAGAAAAUUUUCCAACUCGGGAAAGCCAAUUGCCUCUCACUGCUAUGGCCAAUUGAUCCUGGCAGCUGCAGGUUUAGUAAAAGGUUGCAAAUGCACUUCAUACCCUCCUGUGAAACCUACACUCAUCGAUGCUGGUGCUCAUUGGGUUGAACCUGAAACUAUGAAAGCUUGCGUUGCUGAUGGCAAUAUCAUCACUGGAGCUACAUAUGAGGGGAAUCCUGAGUUCAUCCAGCUAUUUGUGAAGGCACUAGGAGGCAAGAUAACUGGUUCAGAUAAAAAGAUUUUGUUUCUCUGUGGGGAUUUCAUGGAAGAUUAUGAGAUAACUGUUCCUUUUCAGGCCCUUGAAGCUCUUGAGUGCCGUGUUGAUGCAGUUUGCCCCAAGAAGAAGGCCGGGGACACCUGCCCAACUGCUGUCCAUGAUUUUGAAGGUGACCAAACUUACAGCGAGAAGCCUGGUCAUAAUUUCACUCUUACAGCCAGCUAUGAAGGUUUGGAUGCCUCAAGUUAUGAUGCUCUUGUCAUUCCUGGAGGCCGGGCUCCAGAAUAUUUGGCACUGGAUGAAACAAUGAUUGCCUUGGUGAAAGAAUUCAUGCACUCCAAGAAGCCUGUGGCGUCUAUCUGCCAUGGGCAGCAGAUCUUAGCUGCGGCUGGAGUUCUUAAGGGAAGAAAAUGCACUGCAUACCCGGCAGUCAAGCUGAAUGUUGUCUUGGGAGGGGGAACGUGGCUAGAACCUGAUCCAAUUAGUCGUUGCUACACCGAUGAGAACUUGUUACGGGAGCUGCUUGGCCAGGGCACCCUGAGUUCAUAUGAAAAGCAGAUGAUUUUUGGUUACGAUGUGAAUAAUGUUAGACACAAAGAUCAGGCAAUGGUUCCAUUUCAAGCCUUGCAGGCUUAUGGAAUAGCAGUUGAUGCUGUCUGUCCUGGCAAGAAAGCUGGCGAUUGUUGCUGCACCGCUGUUCAGGACUCUGGUGUCUAUCCUGGCUAUCAGACUUUUACUGAGAAGCGUGGCCACAACUUUAGUCUCAAUGCGACUUUCGAUGAAGUUGAUUUUGGUGAAUAUGAUGGGCUGGUUUUACCUGGAGGAAGGGCUCCAGAAUAUCUUGCCAUGAAUUGUGUGGGGAAAAUUUCUGAAUCAGGAAAGCCAAUUGCUUCUAUUUGCCAUGGACGGUUGAUCUUGGCAGCUGCAGACUCAGUAAGGGAUCGGAAGUGCACUUCAUUGUGUGCUCUGGGACGUGUGCUCAUUGAUGCCGGUGCUCAUUGGAUUGAACCCAAAACCAUGAUGGAUUGUGUUGCUGAUGGCAAUCUCAUCACUGGAGUUAUAUAUAAGGCGCAUCCUGAGUACAUCCAACUUUUUGUGAAGGCACUAGGAGGCAAGAUAACUGGUUCAGAUAAAAGGAUUCUGUUUCUCUGUGGGUAA